Chenopodium quinoa (quinoa) is the source of this 720-nucleotide messenger RNA. RefSeq lists its product as uncharacterized. The transcript has 3 exons. NCBI's taxonomy places the organism in Eukaryota, Viridiplantae, Streptophyta, Magnoliopsida, Caryophyllales, Amaranthaceae. The record is from RefSeq and is a predicted model, not a curated record. Bases 1 to 720 code for a protein of 239 amino acids.
AUGCAUGAUGAGUUUGAUGCUCUUAUUAAAACAGGGACUUGGGAUUUGGUACCUAGGCCUACGGGGGUGAAUAUUGUUAAUUGUAUGUGGCUAUUUAAACACAAAUACAAAUCUAAUGGUGACCUUGAAAGGCACAAAUCUCGUCUUGUAUGUGAUGGUAGGUCGCAGGAAGUUGGUAUGGAUUAUGAUGAGACUUUCAGUCCGGUAGUUAAUCCGGCCACUAUUCGUACUGUUCUCAGCUUAGCUAUGGCUAAAAAGUGGUUGAUUCAUCAUUUAGAUGUCAAAAAUGCCUUUUUACAUGGUGAUUUGCAAGAAACUGUUUAUAUGCAUCAACCUCCAGGUUUUGUUGAUCGGAGAGCACCCUCCUAUGGUGAUGAUAUGGCAUAUUUGCUUCUAUAUGUUGAUGACAUUAUAUUAGCUACCUCUUCUAACAGUUUAGCAGGUGCUCUUCAGUAUCUUACCUUCACUAGGCCGGAUAUUGCCUAUGCGGUACAACAGGUGUGUCUUUUUAUGCAUGUUCCCCGGGAAUCUCAUUAUGAUUCUUUGAAGCGCAUUCUGCGCUAUGUUCAGGGUACCAUUGAUCAUGGCUUAUUUUUAUAUCUGUCUACUUCUACUCGUUUGACUACUUACACUGACGCUGAUUGGGAGGUUGCCCCGACACCCGUCUUUCCACAUCGGGUUAUUGUUGUUUCUUGUGGACAACCUUGUUUCUUGGUGUAG